Molecule: messenger RNA, 1330 nt
Organism: Anguilla anguilla (European eel)
Lineage: Eukaryota; Metazoa; Chordata; Actinopteri; Anguilliformes; Anguillidae
Gene: mrpl32
Product: mitochondrial ribosomal protein L32
Exons: 3
Coding region: 113-646 (177 amino acids)
Biological process (GO): translation
Cellular component (GO): mitochondrial large ribosomal subunit
Molecular function (GO): structural constituent of ribosome
Source: RefSeq, a predicted model, not a curated record
AGAAUCCCCAGACCGUCGCAGUAAAUUGACAUUGCCAUCUUGGCCGUGAGGUCGUUCGUUUAGCUCUAAUGUCCUGAAAAAUAAAUGUAACAUUACGAAGUUAGCUAGAACAAUGUCGAGUCUGUCAGGCUUAGUUUGUUUUUUGAGGCGGUCUUGGUUACGCUUGGAAUGGACAAUUAUGCAGACUGUCGGAUUUGACAGACAGAUGGCUCCAGCAUUAGUGCAAGGUCCAGGACUCCUUCCCCUGCCUCUGCCUGAGAAUGAGCACCAACAGCAUCAGGAACACAGCUUCCUAGAUAACAUCUUUUGGAUGGCUGCCCCCAAGAAGAGACGAACCAUUGAAGUGAACCGCUGCAGAAGGCGAAACCCUAAUAACCUCAUUGAAGUUAAGACUAACAUCGUGCCCUGCCCUGAGUGUGGACACCUGAAGAUGAAGCACAUGCUGUGUGGGUUCUGCUAUGAGAAGGUGCGGAGGGAGACGGCAGUGAUCCGGCGUCAGAUACAGGCCACGGAGGGCGGGCCCCUCAAAACCCCCGCGGUGCCGAGGGUCGUGGUCUACCAGGGCGAAACGCCGCAAGAGGGCGACGAGGGAAAGCAAAUCAUCGAACGGAACCGGAAGCGGCCUUCCUGGCUCACACCAACCUGAUCUUGUAAAUUACUCCAUAGCACUGUUUUACUUUUUUGUAUACCGCAGGUAAUUAAAUAUGUGUCGGCACAGUAUGAGUGUGUGUGCAAUUGUGGGUGUGCAGUCUCUUUGGCAAACCACACAGCUUUUCUUUAGAUCAUUACAGAAGGCUAAAGUAUGAGUAGAGUAUGGUGUCUCCCGCAAGACAAAUUAAAACAAUAAAAUGCCCUGUCAAAUGAAAAUAAGUCAUAAAAUACUCUGGCAGGUUGAAUGGCAAUAUUCCUGUACCAAAGCUUCAUCAGUAAUUCCAGGGUGGAAAAUGGGCAAAUAAUAUAGUUAGUCAUGGGAUUCCCAUGGAUAUUUACAGUGAAAGUCCUGCAAGAAACUUUUUCAAUCGUAGAUCGCUCAAUGACGAUAAAUUUGGAGUCAACAGGGAGUGAGAUUCAAUGGGAGAAAUGCGGCCCUGCCAAAAUUCAUAUCUGAAAAUGUAAAUGUAGGCUAUAUUGCUUUUAUCAUCUGUUGCCGUGAGCUGAGCCUUAAUAGACUACCCAAACUAUUAGCUAGGAAUAGUAAUUCCUCUUUAAUUAUCUUGCACACCGAGGCUAAUGUUAGGCAUAUAAAACUGCCAUGAGCACACAAUACCAUUUCUCGGGGGAAGGCAAUACCUCUGAAUGUUUGAGUCUUUUAGUCUUAAUUAAAAUUAAA